Messenger RNA from Thelazia callipaeda (thelaziosis nematode), 540 nucleotides. The record is from the annotation of a GenBank genome assembly. NCBI's taxonomy places the organism in Eukaryota, Metazoa, Nematoda, Chromadorea, Rhabditida, Thelaziidae.
AUGGAAAGUUUAAAUGAUGACGACAUUCGUUUUUUAAAUCGAGCGUUUGAAGUAGCGGAGGAUGCAGUUCGGUACAAUGAGGUACCGGUUGGUUGUAUUUUUGUUUUCGAAGGAGUAGAAAUUGCGUGUGGGAGAAAUGAUGUUAACCGUACGAGGAAUCCAACGUGUCACGCUGAAAUGGUUGCUCUUAGCAUGAUGCAGAAAUGGUGUAUAAAUAAUAAACAUGAAUUUAGUGAUGUAAUACGUCAUACGACAUUGUAUGUAACGCUAGAACCUUGUGUUAUGUGUGCAUCUGCAUUAUACCAUUUACAAUUGAAAAGGAUACUUUAUGGUGCCCCAAAUGAGCGUUUCGGUGGAUUGUGCAGCGUUGGAUCUAGGGAAAAAUAUGCAGCUGAACAUGUUAUUGAAAUUGUGCCAGAUCUUGCUGUUGAUCGGGCUAUAAAGUUAUUAAAAGAAUUCUAUGAGAAGCAAAAUCCGUUUUGUCCAGAAGAGAAACGAAAACAGAAAGUAUCUAAAAGGUCACAAGACAGCAGAAGUUGA